Dermacentor albipictus is the source of this 2526-nucleotide messenger RNA. The record is from RefSeq and is a predicted model, not a curated record. Lineage: Eukaryota; Metazoa; Arthropoda; Arachnida; Ixodida; Ixodidae.
AUCGGCAGCACGCUUCUGAAGUUAUUGCAGCCCAAUUCCGCAAAUGUUGCGUGCCUAAAAAUGUUUGAUUUGUCCGCUGUGGAUGUGCUUUGCUGAUCGCGAUGGGUUUGGCUUUCCGACACUCCAAGAGGACAUGGAGGAUGGUCAGCCUCUCACCGCAUCUACCACAGGUUGGAGGUUCACUUCCAGUCGGACAGCCGCCGGAGGUCGUUGUGACGCUGCCCCGAUGCACCACUUCGGCAAAGCUUUUCUUUGGCAGGACGGGCACGACUGCGAGUAUGCGGCGUGCUCCCCUUCACAGUUUACACAAUGGAGAGUGUUCACGCAAGCUUCAGAAGUAUGUUCGUGGGCACUACACUUCGCACAGGUUUGACUCCCUCGGCAGCUUUGCGAACUGUGGCCAAAACGUUGGCAUUUGAAACAUCUGAGGGGAUUUGGCACAUAUGGCCUAACACGGAGCUUGAUGACCCGGCCUCUACAGACUCGGGCAGAAUACUUGAGCCGAAAGUCAAUAUAAGGUGUUUGGUCUUGAUUUCUUUGCUGUCACGCCUGAUCUUAAUUCUUUUAACAUUGAUAACAUUCUGGUCACUGAAGCCCUCCAAGAGUUCAUCCUCAGUGAGCUCCAGCAAGUCAUCGUCCGAGACAACAACGCGGCUUGUGUUCAUCAUACGGUGCGGGGUUACAAUUACUUGGGUUUCCCCAAAUGAUAUUAGUUUUGUCAAUUUCUCAUAAUGUUUCUGAUCGCGGAGUUCCAAGAGGAGAUCGCUUGCCAUCCUCGACGCCUUAUGACCUGGACCAAAGACUUCAGUCAAUGUCUUAGAAACAAGGAAUGGUGAGAUUGUUCGAACUGGUUUAGCUGGUUUUUCAGAGUGGAUCACGUGAAAACGAGGGAAAGAUUCUUUUUGCCGACCAAAAAACUGGAAUACAUCAUCGGUGCGCCCUCUUUUCUGAGGGCGAUCAGGAAGUGGACGGCAGUGUCCGGGGCCUCACUGCCUCUCCGCACGGGCAGCAAGUGAACUCUGCACUCCGCAAUGCCGGCAUCUCUUGAGGACAAAUGAAUACAACAUGCGCUAAGAAACCUCUUCUGUCAUGCCUAGGCAGUCUUACAUUCAAGAAGCAAAAGCCCCAGAUUUUCUCUCUCACGCCCGCUCUUACCCACGCCGGUGCACAAAUGGCUGGCGAUCCCUCAAAUUAACGUCUCGUACCCAAGUGUGCGAUAACAGAGAGGAGCUGUUCCCAGAGAUCACGUCCCGUUUCAACAUGUACAAGCCACGUUGCACGGUCUGUGCAUGCGCGGACGCGCAGACAGUGCGUACGUGUGGUCUGGGCUUAAGAGCGUGCAUAGUCUUCCAACAUGUCGCGUGCAUCUGGUUGAUUGUGGCAUAUUCGCAACCACUGUCAUCAGCUCAUUUUAUCCAUGUUAACAGCCCUUUUGAUCGAGUUAUUUUACAGUUCUUUAUUUUGUAAAGCUUGAUGCCCAGGUGCCAGAUGUUUAGAAAAUUGUACCGCAAAAAUUUUAGGACCUCGAAAGCUUGCAAAACGCGUUUCUACGGAGCUUCGCAGUUACCUAGAUUGGGACAUACGCUUGUGUGGCACAUCACGACACACCUGUGGUUGGUGUCACCUGAGUGACACCUUAAUAGAGUUCCAGGCUAUACAUACAAUAAUAACACGUUACAUAUAUAUGUUACGUAUCGACAAUGUUCAGACAUGACUUGCCUCCCAUUUCGAUCGUAGGCAUAGCUGCGGGAGCGCCUCUAGGCCCGUCGCCGUUUGAUAUUGUGGCUAUAUCAAAGCUAGACGCUUAGUGAUGACACGCUAUGAAGUUUGCCAAUCCAAACAACUUGUUGAGACCUCUCAGGAAAGUGCAAAAUCUUUCCGCUUGUCAACAGUGUUGUUUGCCGUGCACCUUCCAGUGCGAUCCCACAUACCAGCAUGGCGUUGGACGAUAGACGGCGCUGUGAUUGUAAAAUGGUGCUGCCCUGUUGUGCCAUUACCACCAGCCCGGAUUCCGAAUCUGCAAGAUGCAGAAUUUAUCCUGUGAGCGCCCAAAUUCUCCCUUGACAAGUCAAGAUGCUGAGCCGUCAGGCAGCGGUGUCCUGCGGAGAAGCAUCGGCGGGCAACAUGUUCAAACGUGUCACCGUGUGCCAGACAGCCCAGCGCCGCACCUCCUUUUGCCUGGAGGUCACCGCGCGCGCAAACUUUGAACCGGGUGGCCAGCGCGGUCGCUGGUUGAACCUCUCGGACGACCGUCGAGUGCUGACUUUGUAUUGGGCCGUUUGAGUGACAAUGGUUCUCGGGGAGUAUAAAGCUGCAAGUUGGCCGCCUCUAAAACCGGAUCCGCCGACCCACCGGGAGCAGAGUGCCGCUCUCGACUGGGGUGAGAUGUGUCACGCGUUUUCGCCGGACGUCGCCGUGCGGGAACAGUCGCGUUUGUGUGAGCUCUCGGCCCUAGUGCCAAUCCGAUCUUGUCCUGUACAAUGACCUGUAUAUAGUGUAUAAAGUCCCUUUUGUUAUUCUCAUCGA